GCGAAGUUUUGGGGUCGCGCGGGGAAACAUCAGAGCCAAUUGCCACAUAGGGGAAUUGAACGUCACGCAUAAUUCUACGUUGGUAACCUGCGUAAACGCCCGGACACCAAGAUUAACUCAGCGGCACACCAGGCCACAUAAACACGUCGAGGUUCACGUCGGGCGCCCCUGCCCUGACGGUGCAUACGUGGCAGCGUGGAGCAGAGCAGCGUGUAGUCAGCGUCUCCAUGCAUGCAUCUGGGGCCUUAGUGCCCAGCCAUUCGCGAUGUGGGUUAGCAAGAGGCCUUGGCGCCAGGCGCUGUGAGGCAGGCCUGGCAUGGCUCCGCGCGCCUGCGACGUGUGCGCUUGCUGCAAGUGGCCGCGGCGCCUCAAGUCGUGUGGCUGCAGCUGCAGCGGCUGCUGCCGAGGCACCCGCGGCGGCGGGGACGGCAGAGAGCCGGCUUGCGGCGGCGGACCUGGCCCUGCGGCUGCAGGCGGCGGCGGAGGCAGCCAGCGGGCACACGGACUCCCACAUCUACGGGAUCCCCAGGGACGAGUGGCUCCAGCUGCAGGGCCCCAGCCGCUACCUGGGCAAUGAGGUCGGCGCCGUACACAAACCCUGGCAGGACGCCGCUGUUCGCUUCUGCCUGACCUACCCGGAGAUUUACGAAGUUGGCGCCUCCAACCAGGGCCACAUCAUCUUGUACACGGUGCUCAACGCCGCCGCCGGGCUGUCCUGCGACCGCGCCUACUUCCCCGCCGCCGACAUGCGGGCACUGCUGGAGCGACACGGCCUGCCGCUGUUCGCCGUGGAGAGCAGGCGCCCGCUCCGUGACUUCCACGUGCUGGGCUUCAGCCUGGCCUACGAACUGGGCGGCACCAACGUGCUGGACAUGUGCAGGCAGGCGGGCAUCCCCGUCAGCUGGCAGGAGCGGCUGGAGCCGGCGGGCGUGCCCUGGGACCCCGCCGCCGGCUCCUGGCCCCUGGUGUUCGCGGGCGGCCCCACAGCCACAUCCAACCCCGAGCCCUUCGCCGACUUCUUUGACUUCUUCGCGCUGGGCGACGGCGAGGAGCUCCUGGUGGAGAUCGGCCAGUGCCUCAAGACGUGCGUGGCUGACGGGCUGGACCGGCGCUCCAGUCUGCUGCGGCUGGCGCAGCAGGUGGAGGGCGUGUACGUGCCACAGUUCUACGAGGCGCCGCCGGGUUUCGGCGGCAGUGUGGUGCCUGUGGUGGACGGCGUGCCGGCGCGUGUGAAGCGCCGCACCUGCCAGCCAGACCCCUUCCAGCAGAUCGGGCUGGUGCCGUACGUGGAGACGGUGCACGACCGCAUGACGGUGGAGAUCCGCCGCGGCUGCACACGUGGCUGCAGGUUCUGCCAGCCCGGCAUGCUGACACGGCCGGCACGAGAUGUGGAGCCAGAGAAGGUUGUGGCGGCGGUGGAGGAGGGCCUGAGGAAGACGGGCUACAAGGAGUUCUCGCUGCUGUCGCUGUCCUGCUCCGACUAUCUGUCGCUGCCCAGUGUGGGCCUGGCCAUCAAGAACCGCAUGCAGGAGGAGGGUGUGGUGCUGUCGCUGCCCUCCCAGCGAGUGGACCGCUUUGAUGACAACAUCGCCAACAUCAUCGGCAGCGGCCAGGGCCGCAAGAGCGGCCUGACGUUCGCGCCCGAGGCGGGCACCCAGAGGCUGCGUGACAUCAUCAACAAGGGCCUGACCAACGAGGAGCUGCUUCGCGGCAUCAAGACCGCCUGGGACGGCGGCUGGCGCCAGGUCAAGUUGUACUUCAUGAUUGGGCUGCCCGGCGAGACGGACGCGGACGUGAUGGGCAUCGCCGAGACCAUCGAGUGGCUGCAGCGGGAGUGCCGGACGGGCAAGUGGCACCUGGCCGUGAACGUGACCAUCUCUAACUUCACGCCGAAGCCGCACACGCCCUUCCAGUGGCACUCCGUGUCCACCUCCGAGUUCGCUCGCAAGCAGGCCAUGCUGCGGCAGGCGCUGGGCAAGCUGCCGCAGGUCAAGGCCAACUUCACGUCCAUCCGCGUCAGCGCCAUGGAGGACUUCGUGGGCCGGGGCGACCGGCGGGUGGCGGGGGUGGUGCGGCGCGCAUGGGAGCUGGGAGCCACCAACGACUCCUGGUGGGAGAGCGAGGAGCGGGCGUACUCGUACUGGUGCCGAGCCAUCGAGGAGGCGGGCAUGGACUGGAAGUACCGGCAGGUGGAGGCGGGCGAGUGGGAUGUGCUGGAGGCGCUGGGUGACGAGCGCUUCCGCGGCCAGGGCGGCGGCGGGCGGGGGCGGCUGGACCGCGGUGUGCUGGCGGACGACCGACUCAACAUGCCGCUGCCCUGGGACCACAUCGACACGGGCAUUGCCAAGUGGUGGCUGAAGGCGGACCUGCAGCGCGCGCUGGAGGCGUCCACAGUGCCCGACUGCUCGCACAGCGGGCUGUGCUCCGAGUGCGGCGUGUGUGAGGAGGACGCUGGGUUCGGACAGAACGUGGUGGCGGUGCCGCCGCCCGUGCCCGAGUUCCAGGGACACUACAAGCCCCGCACGGCCAAGACGCAGCGGCUGCGGCUGCGCUUCAGCAAGGGCGGCGACCUGGUGUUUGUGGGGCACCUGGACCUGCUGCGGGCCAUUGACCGGGCCAUCCGCCGGGCCGCGCUGCCUGUGGCGCACGACAAGUCGCCCUUCCACUCUCGACCGCUGGUGGCGGUGGCGCAGCCGCUGCCGCUGGGCGCCACCUCCAGCUGCGAGCUGCUGGAGCUCUACCUGGCUGAGCGCAUGGAGCCGGCGGAGGUGCGGCAGCGGCUGCAGGCGCAGCUGCCACCGGGAAUGGUCCUGGAGGAGCAGGUUGAGGAGUGCGAGAUAUACAAGGCUGACGGCACUCGCUCCGAGACGAUGGCCAAGCUGACACGGUCCGUGGAGUGGUACAUUGCCGUACAGCAGGUGUAUGAGGUCGAGACCGAUGCGGCCGCCGCAUCCGAGCCAGCCACCUCCUCGUCCACCCCUGUAGCACCCGUGGAUUUUGGCGCAGCGGUGGCCGCUGUGCGUGCCAUGGACAAGUACGUCAUCAGCAAGCGCACGCUCAAGAAGCAGCGCAAGGUGAAGGAGGACCUGCGCUGUCAGCUGCUGGACAUUGCCCACAUCGCUGACCCGCUGGACAGCCCGCUCGCCACCGCGGCGCCGGCACUACUGGGGCGGCUGGCGGGCGCGGAGCUGGCAGGCACCGGCGGCACCUGGGCCGUGAUCAAGUACUCCUCAGGCAAGAAGGAGGACAACAACGUCCUGCCUCCGGAGCGGGUGGUGGAGAUGCUGGCUGCGGCGGCGGGCGGCGAGGCGGCGGGCGUCAAGCUGGCCCUGGUGCACAGUCACCGGUCCGCCAUCGAGCUGGAGCCGCCGGCGCGCGCCCCCGUCAACGAGACGCAGGCGCAGGUGCUGCGGUCGCUGGCGCGGUGGGAGGGUCACAUGGCCGCCAAGAGGCAGUUCGGCAUGGGGCCGUGGGCGGCGGGGCUGGAGACGCGCGGGGCGCGUGAGGACACGAAUGUAAUGGUGUGAGACGCGCAGGAGAUGGAGGAAUGGCGUGGGUGUGAGGGGAGUGAGGGCAUUUGAGGGGAUUAGAGGGGAAGGGGCAGGACUGCAGGAGGGGUUGGCGUGUGGGUGGAGGGGGGAGGUUGUGAGGCGUGGUGAAGCCUGGGUAGACUGGGGUGCAACGCGGACGUCUGACGGUGUGGUCCCGCUUGCGGUGUCAAGUGUGGCAUAGGAGGUCUCUGCUACCAGCUCCGGCGCAGCUGCGCUGUAAAAGCAUGCGCAGGGGAAAGAUGGGAUGGCUGGGCGGCGGGCGCGCCACGUCACCACGUGUGACACCUGCACAGGAGCGGAGGCUUCCAGACAGAAUGCGGGUUGUGGGUGCGUCCAGGGGCACCUUUCAGGGUCGCCUUCAUCCUCCGUGCGCCCCUUCCGCCCCUGCGACAGAAUGCCUCGCAGCUGUAAACACCGUCACUG
Molecule: messenger RNA, 3974 nt
Organism: Chlamydomonas reinhardtii
Lineage: Eukaryota; Viridiplantae; Chlorophyta; Chlorophyceae; Chlamydomonadales; Chlamydomonadaceae
Exons: 29
Coding region: 228-3527 (1099 amino acids)
Molecular function (GO): iron-sulfur cluster binding; catalytic activity
Source: RefSeq, a predicted model, not a curated record